GUUUUGUUUGACAUGCAUAGAAGUUAGUAUAAAAACUAAAUUUGUUGAAAACAAGUGCUUUGGACUUCGAACAGAUUACUGCAUAUUAUUUACAAGUAUUUCGCAUUCGAUGAGCAUUGGACAUUACAGUUAACAGAUUUCUUCAAACUAUUGAUUUGUGUACUUCAGAUAUUCGAGCGACUAUCGGAAAGGACUUGCUUUCAAGCGUUAACAAAGACUCAAGAUGGAUGCAAUCUCAGGGAAAAUGGCACCCAUGGGAACAGGAUCGGUCUCUGACCAUACUUUCUGCCAGCCAUGCGCGAACGAUGACAAGACCAUCCCUUCUGAUGUCUUCUGUACCGUCUGCAAGGAGUUCCUGUGUUGCAACUGUGCCCGAGUACACAGGAACAUGAAGUUUACCAAAAGCCACCCUCUUCAGGACAAGAGUACCAUGCCUUCUUCACUCCAACCAGAGAGUGAGAAUAAGCAUUUUACGGAAACAUGUCAACGCCAUGCCGAAGAGCUCAUAAAAUACUUUUGUCCGAAUCACGAGACACUUCUGUGUGGAGACUGCUUGGCUGAGAAAGAACACAGCUCAUGCACUAUUGAAAGGAUUUCUCAAGUGGCAAAGCGGUACAAGGAGGGCCCAAAAUACAACGGUCUGAAGGCAGGACUUGUCCAGGUGGUCAAUGACAUCUUCAACCUUUCAGACAACAUACAAGCGAGCAUGCAAUAUAUUGAUGAAGAGAGCUUUACAAAUAUCAAUGCACUUCGAAAGUUCAGGAAUGAUAUCAACCAAUACCUGGAUAAGAGGGAACAAGAGUUACUGGAAGAAAUUGAGCAGAAGAAACAAAAAUCACAAAGCCUGUUGAGUGAACUAAAAUCAAAUUGCCAAGACAUACAAGCUGCCACUGAGAAGCUCAAGGCUGAGCUACAAGCCAAGGAGGUCAACAGUAACCAGUUGUUCAUAUCUGGAACAAGGGCAAAUAAGGAGUUAGUCGGUUUUCAGUCAGCCCUUAAAGACAUCAGAGGUAAAAAUAGUGUGUCAUACUUCAAGUUCACAAGGGACCCCACCACAGAACAGCUGCUGGCUUCAUGCACAGCAAUUGGCAGAGUGGACCAGGUGGCGUCAGAUCUGGCAGACCAGCAGACAAAACAUCAGGUGUCAGACUAUUUUAAGUUCUAGACCUUGGCACCAACACCAUAACCAAGCUGAGCAUCUCACUAGAGGUGCUCCAGACCUACCAAGACCCGAUACUGAGAUCACCGUAUAGUCUUGCCUUGCAGCGGUGGGAGACAACAAGCUACUCGUGUGUGGGAGGGACAGUGACAACAUCCUGGUAUUGGACACGCUCACCGGCUCAGUAACCCAACUGCUGGGGAAGAAGGAGGAUAUAGAGAAGCCACACAGUGUGGGUUACUGUCCACAGAAGAAUAUGAUGUUUGUCACUUGCUGGCAUUAUGGCAGACCUGAAUUGGAGAAUUUCAUGAGAGUAUUCAAAGUAACGUACCAAUUGCAUUUACUUAAACAUAAAUUGAUAUCAUUGUUAAAAUGUGGUUUAUGGCUUUAUGAAAAUGCAUGUUUUCAAGUGUUACUUAUGUAUAAAUUAUUUUAUUAUUUAAUUACUUUGCCGAUAACUUGAAUUAAUGUUGAACAGUUGAAAUUAUUGUUAUACUGUUAUCUUUGCUCUGUCAAGUGUGGCUUACUGUUCACAGAAGAUGAUGAUGUUUGUCACAUGCAGUCAUCUUGACAGACCUGAAUUGGAAAACAAUCGUGAAAAUGUUCAAAGUUUCCUAACAAUUGCUUCGACUUUGAAUAUUUGAUGUAUGCUUUAAUGACUAUGUGACUUAAACUUGCAAUAUUAUCACAGAUUUACCGUUUUCACAUGUUUUCCUAAUAUUCUAUUUUUUUUGCAUUAAUCCCUUCAACUCAAUCAUAUAAGAUAACUCACAAUAAAACUUAUCACAAUUGUUUGGUAAACUGCCAAAUAGCUCAUAAAAGCGUUAGUAAUGCUUUUAUGCAUUGAACACUUUCGAACGUAAUUGUAAAAGAAAUUUGUUUUAUGAUCUUUUGUCAGCAGUCAUUACUUUUCCGACAUUGACACAAAAAGAGGAUCAUUUCACGACCAAUAAAAAUGUCAAAACGACCAAUCAGUGAGAGUUCAGCUUUAAAAAAAUGAUGAUGUAUAAAUUGUAUUAUAAUGUAAUACUUUUAGUAUGCCUUUUUCGGACUAGGGACUAGACACCAGAUUGUCCAAAAUCGGCAACUACUGUAUUUUAUCAAAACAUGCUGGAAUUGUCAAUGCGAGCUAGACGGAGGCUUAUUAUACAUCAGUUUACAUGAUUCGAACAAUAAAUGCACCAAUCAUGUUGCUGUCCCAUCUGAGUUUCGUGUUUAGAAAUAGUGGAUAAUCGUUUCCCAGUUUAAAUCGUAUCUUCUUUUGAGUCAAGAAAAAUGUAUUCACGCUAUUUUUACACUUACUGUGAUUUGACAAUCCAGGUAAAUUUAGAAAAUGCACAAAAACUUCGAAUUCAAAGAUAAUGUUUCGUAAGCGCUGUGAUACAUCAGUAAGUAAAUUUCAAUGCACUGUACACAACGAAGGCAGUUUUAUUUGUUCGGCAUCUUUCUUUUUUACUUGCAAAUGUAUGGACUGGUGUCUUGUCUCUUUAAAAUAGCGGUAAUAUUGUUAUCUUUAAAAUGCCGACAAAACAGGUCUUAUUAAUCACAGUUGCUUUAUCACCUUCUUGGAUAAUGUGAUCACUCAAUAUCAAUGCAUAUAUCAUUUUAUCAUAUGCCUAUAUCUUUUAUUUGUCCAUAUCCAACAGUGAAAAGACAGCAAGCUGUAUUGAAAAGUCCUUACCACGCUACUAUCAUUUUACAAACCCAUAUAAGCAUAUAAGCAUAGUGCCAUGUGUUGAGAGCUUACUUUUGCAGACUGGUGUUUAUUUAAUGUUUUUAAUAUGUAAACUUCUCAUUGAAAAACAUAUUUUUCAUGAACAUAUUAUAUUUCCCAAUAAAAUUUAUUUGAAUGUAUUAAAUUGCUGAUUUGUUUUAUAUUCAAAUAAAUGCACUUUAUCAUUAAUUAGUCAUUUCCGACGUUGAUAUUCCGGGAAAUGCCGGGUAAAAUCUAGGUGCAGUUUUGAUGGUUUAAACUAUUAAAAAGCUGUGUGUUUAAUGGGAAUAAUCAAAGUUGACUCAGUUUCAGUGAUUUAUUACGAAAGUACUCCUUUCUGACAACUUGUAUCCCUUUUUGUUCAGUUUAAAAACAUGCAAAUGCAAGGUUUGUUCUUGUUGCUCAUGUAAAGUCGUUCAAUAGUGUUUAUUCACGGUAAAUUUCUUUUAAAUUCUGUAUUCUAAUCCAAGGAAUGAUACACAUUAAGAACUUAUCAAGCUGAUCAUAGUCUGAAAUGAUGCCUAUUAGGUUCUGACUACGUUAAUUGAAGACAAAUGAUGUGGAUACUGAUACAAUAAUGACAAUAGAUAAUGUAAUCAUACUUUUGAAGAUGAUAGACUUGUAAAACGUAAAAUAGUUCAUUGUGCUGUAAAUUCAUAUUGUGUUGCUUUUCUUUAUAUAUUGAUGAUGUUUUAUGCUAUAAAUUGACCUAGUGUGUCAUUAAUUAUCUCUGAUAUGUAAAUUAGAAUAUAAAUACA
This is a messenger RNA of Mya arenaria, 3631 nucleotides long. Its product is annotated as E3 ubiquitin-protein ligase TRIM33-like. Gene Ontology annotation, cellular component: chromatin; nucleoplasm. Bases 224 to 1165 code for a protein of 313 amino acids. Gene Ontology annotation, molecular function: ubiquitin-protein transferase activity; zinc ion binding. NCBI's taxonomy places the organism in Eukaryota, Metazoa, Mollusca, Bivalvia, Myida, Myidae. The transcript is spliced from 5 exons. Gene Ontology annotation, biological process: positive regulation of DNA-templated transcription. The record is from RefSeq and is a predicted model, not a curated record.